Erigeron canadensis is the source of this 1185-nucleotide messenger RNA. RefSeq names its product ethylene-responsive transcription factor ABI4-like. Gene Ontology annotation, cellular component: nucleus. The record is from RefSeq and is a predicted model, not a curated record. The transcript is spliced from 2 exons. The coding region runs from base 1 to 1185 and encodes 394 amino acids. NCBI's taxonomy places the organism in Eukaryota, Viridiplantae, Streptophyta, Magnoliopsida, Asterales, Asteraceae. Gene Ontology annotation, biological process: positive regulation of DNA-templated transcription; response to stress. Gene Ontology annotation, molecular function: DNA-binding transcription factor activity; transcription cis-regulatory region binding.
AUGGUUCACCGGAAAAAUGAGUACAACAAAAAACGGACUGUCUGGCUACUCGGAAAAAAUUUAGUCGCCGGAAAAGUAAAUCGCCGGAGUUCGCCGGAAAACAAAAAAAUCGGGUUUGCCGUAUAUCAGUGGAAAAUAUGUUCCCCGCAAAACUUGUUGGCCGGAAAACUUAUUCGCCGGAAAAAUGUCGCCGCUAAAACCGCGCCUGAAAAUGGACUACGGGAGGCCGGAAAACGUGGUCAUGAUCAUAAAAACACUCUCAACAACAAUACUACUAAUUCUCCACCCACAACCACGACCACCACCACCAGCUCCGGCGGUGGAGGAAGCAAAAAAAGUAAAGGUAGUAAAGGAGGACCAGACAAUAGUAAAUUUAAAUAUAGAGGUGUUCGGCAACGUAGCUGGGGUAAAUGGGUCGCGGAGAUACGCGAGCCACGUAGGCGCACGCGUCGUUGGCUCGGCACUUUUUCCACAGCGGAAGAAGCUGCACGCGCCUACGACCGUGCUGCUGUUACUCUUUAUGGCUCUAGAGCCCAACUUAAUCUUCAACAACCACCUUCCACCGAUGGGGCCACCACCGCCACCACUGCUGCCACGUCAUCUAACACUUCUUCAUCAUCAUCAUCAUCUUCACGCGCCCGUUCCUCUUCUUCCACCACCCAAAACCUCCGCCCAAUUCUCCCACGUCCCGCCGCUUUUAAAUCUCACGCGCCGCCACCUUUUUUUGACAACUAUUAUCCGUACAGACAAAUAUACCCCACUAGUGAUGGAAAUAGUACUAAUAUAGUAGUACAACAAUAUCCACAACAUCAUAUGCCACACUUUUUGCCAUUUUUAGAUAUAGGCCCCACAUUACCAUUUCUUGAUUCUAACCCUAACCCUAAUAAUCCUAACUUUACAAGUAAUUAUAAUAAUUAUAAUUGUGAUGAGCAUAAAGAAAAGAAGCCACAAGAAGAUUGUGAUAAUAAUGAUAAUAAGAUGAAUGCGUUGGUGGGGUCGAGGUUAUCGCUUGUUUCGAGUUGUUCGCCGCCGAUAGAUGGGGGUGGGGGAGGAGAAAGUAGUGUGUCGGACCCGACGACGGUGGUCGGUGGACCGACAUCGCCUUCAUUUUGGUCGUAUACUCAUGAUGAUGAGUACCCACCACCUAGUAUUUGGGAUUAUGGAGAUCCAUCUUUUGAUUUUUAA